GCCGUUACGUGUGUUCUCCGUGCUCUUGAAGUUUCACAACUUUCGACUUUCAGUGAUCAAACCCUUGUUCUAGGGUUUUGCUACGAUGCAUUUGGGCAAGAAAUUUGCAGAAUUUUUAUUUGACGAGUCAGAUGAAGUUGCGGAGGAGAAAUCAAGAUGGAAAUCUACAAAAUCGGGGAAGAAGAAAUCUCGGUGUGGUAAUUCCCCCGUCGACACUUAUGAGUUUUUGAAAUCAUUUGCAGGAGGAGUGAAACCUAAAGGAAAGAAAUCAAGGAAUGAACCAGUAAUUGUUCAUGAAGUUGAUGAAGCGGUGAAAGAAAGGAUCUUUCGGUCGGAUGCAGCCUUACAAUCCAGUUCUUCAAACAACAAUUCAAAAGCUUUUUCUGGAUCCAUGUGUCCUGAUAUCUGCACUUUCUAUCAUGGAGAUAGCUUCAACACUCCUAGGUCCCCUAAAACUGCCACUGACAGAAAGCCUUCAGACUGUACCCAAAGGCUUCACUUGGCUGAUUUUCAAUUGCAGGAUGAGUCCGUUUCUAUAAUCUCUGAUGAGGACAAUGAUAAUUUAUCAACAAUGUCUUCUAAUGAUCUUGCAGAUGCUGAAGGUUUAUCAGGAAAACAGAUUCUUGAGCAAGAGAUUACUUCACCUGAGAUGGAUCCCAAUGUCGUUGUUUACCCAGAGUACGUUACAUAUGGAAGAAACUGUUACAGGAAAGCACAUUUGACUUUUUUUCCCAUUUCCAUUAAGCUUGAUGUCUCAGAGGAAGAAUGGGGCAUGGGUUCUCUUCCUUUUGAAUGGAAGAUUGCGGAUCUUAUUAGUAUCGAGUCAAGAUGGUUGGAUCAUUUCGUAACAGCUGGUGUCAGUCUUCAUAUCAAGUCGGAGCAUCCAAAACUAGCCAAUAGUGGUCAAGAAUCAGGCAAUUUGGAGGUCACGUUUGCUGUCUGUGACCCUUGUUGGACUUACACUGAAGAACAAAUUAAAUUUCUCAAUGAGCAGUAUAGGGAAAAGUGGGAGGUUAAUCUUGAUUCAUAUGAAUCGUUCGAAGAUAUUACCUAUCUGGAAGGGGAUUGUGAUUCUAUUUCUAUUUCUAAGAGAGACUUUCAGCUGCUGCAGCCAGAGAAGUUUAUCAAUGAUACCAUCGUCGACUUCUAUAUCGAAUACCUGAAGAAGAAGAUCAAACCUGCAGAUGGAAGAGUUCAUUUCUUCAACAGCUUUUUCUUUAGAAAGCUGGCAGAUUUUGAUGAAAAUCAAUUGCGGUUAUUUGACGCGGAGGCAGCUUUUCAGCGAGUUCGUAAGUGGACAAAGAAAGUGAACAUCUUUCAAAAGGAAUACAUUUUUAUUCCUGUUAACUUCCGCUUGCAUUGGAGUUUGAUUGUUAUUUGUCAUCCUGGGGAAGUGGUGAAUUUCACAGAUGAGGAACUGGUGAAUUCACUCAAAGUGCCCUGCAUUUUGCACAUGGACUCUAUUAAAGGAAGCCACAGAGGUCUUGAAAAUUGUAUCCGAUGCUAUCUGUGGGAAGAGUGGAAAGAGAGGACUAGUGAUGCAGCAGAAGAUAUUUCUACGAAGUUCAUGAAUUUGCGGUUUCUCCAUCUUGAGGUACCCCAGCAGCAAAACUCGUAUGAUUGUGGGCUCUUCAUGCUCCAUUACAUGGAACUUUUUGUGAAAAAGGCUCCCAUUAACUUCAACCCGUUGAACAACUUUAUUAGUAAAGCUUGGUUCCAUCCUAAAGAAGCUUCUCUGAAACGUGCUCGUAUCAAAAGCUUGAUCUUUGAACUUGUCAAAACUAAUUCUCAACGAGUUUUAUCAUCUGGCUGCAAUGACAAGCUGUCAUCUAAGCUCAAGGAUGUAAAUGAGGAAGAAGCUGAAGUACAGUUUCUCCAUGAGACAUGCGACUCGAAGGAAUUAUUUAAUGGAAAUAUCUCUGGUACUUGUGCAAAUAGAUCAAGAGAUGUGAAUGCUAAACACAUGGACAUAAAUCUUUUGGAUAGUGACACCAAUGGACUACGUCUUCUGACAUCUUUUGAGGAGCUUCAAUCUCAUAGUGAAAAGUUUCCAGAGACAGGAGAUAAUGGAGGAUCAUUGAUUGCUGCAAAUGAUCAGAAUCAUGGACAGUUGGUUCUGUAUGACCCUUCCCAAGCUGUAUUGUCACCGAUAAAGGAAAGUCAAGAAACAGAUUCUGUGACAAAUGCUAAAAGUAUCAAGAUGGACUCGUUUGUGGCUUGUACCGAAAAAUGCUUGAAUUUAUUAAGACUGAAGGAAUCAUCAAAAGAUGAUGACAACGAUGAUGAUGUUCUUGAAACUCUGGUUGUUGAAGACUCUGAUGAGUGUUGUUCGUCGUCUUCAAGUGAUGAUGUGUAUGAAACUUGUGUUGUUGAGGACUCUGAUUCAGAUGAUUUAGGUGAAAGCUCUUGUGGGAUAUUUUCCAAUCAGAAAAAGGCAAUUUCUUCUUCUUCUUCUAUUAGGAAAGAUGACGGUGGAAAGUAUUUGAAUGGGAACAGAAGAAGGCAACCUAUGGGUCGUGAAGCACGAAAAAGGCUCAGGAGAAGCCCAUCUGCCGAUUUGCAGAUGACAUGAUUAAGAUCAUAUCCAAUGGGUUUCUGAAGGAUGCAAAUCCCACGUUUUGUCGGAAUACCAAGGUAAUUAUGAAAUAUUCAAUAACCGAAAAAUCAUAAACUUGAUGUCUUUUGGUUUACGGUAUAUAGUUUGUUACUACGGUGAAUAAUAUUGUAUAGAUCCUUUUUUACU
Molecule: messenger RNA, 2743 nt
Organism: Cynara cardunculus var. scolymus (artichoke)
Lineage: Eukaryota; Viridiplantae; Streptophyta; Magnoliopsida; Asterales; Asteraceae
Product: probable ubiquitin-like-specific protease 2B
Exons: 15
Coding region: 86-2572 (828 amino acids)
Biological process (GO): proteolysis
Molecular function (GO): cysteine-type peptidase activity
Source: RefSeq, a predicted model, not a curated record